AUGCCCAGGUUGGGUCUGUCUGUCGGAGAGAGCCGAGGCCGGUGGACUUACGGACCCGGACCCGCCCCAGCUCUGGGAAGGGCCAUGCAGCAAAAGGGGUACGGAGCCAAACGGCAGGUGCCCCCGCAAAAGGGGUACGGAGCCAAACGGCAGCUGCCCCGGCCCUGGGGCUGGGCAGGGAGCUUGAUCUUACUGUUUUACUUCAUUUUCUACAUGUUCCUGGUGGGAAUGUUUGCCUUCUGCAUGUACGUGAUGCUGCUCACGCUGAGCCCCUACACACCCACGUACCGGGACCGCGUGUCUCCGCCAGGAGUAAUGAUCAGACCAUACCUCAAUGGGUUCACCAUUGCCUUCAACGUCUCUCAGCCCAGCACGUGGCAACCCUACGUGGACAGCAUGCACCACUUCCUAGCAGCUUAUGAUGACAAGGUUCAAGAGGAGAAGAAUAUCGAGUGCAUCUCAGGACAGUACUUCAUCCAAGGGGGCAACGAAAGUGAGGAGAAGAAGGCCUGCCAGUUCAAGCGCUCACUGCUGCAGAACUGCUCUGGCAUUGAGGACCCAACGUUUGGCUACUCUAAAGGCCAGCCCCCAUGGGUGUCUUGUUUUUUUCAGAUCAUAGGCUACCGCCCUGGUGCUGGGGUCCCCGUGAGCGUGGACUGCAAAGUGCAGAAAGGCAAUGAGAGCGAUCUCAGGUCGGUGGACUUCUACCCUGGAAACGGGACAUUUGAUCUCAUGUAUUAUCCCUACUAUGGCAAGAUCACUCACGUCAACUAUACAUCCCCACUGGUGGCUAUGCACUUCACAGACGUGAAGAAGAAUUAUUUGGUCCCUAUUCAGUGCAGCCUGAAUGGGAAAGGUAUUAUCAACGAUCUUAACAGUGACCGCUUCCUGGGCCGAAUCAUCUUCACACUCAGCAUUGGAAAGUAG
Messenger RNA from Phaethon lepturus (White-tailed tropicbird), 927 nucleotides. It is a transcript of the gene ATP1B4, whose product is annotated as ATPase, Na+/K+ transporting, beta 4 polypeptide. Bases 1 to 927 code for a protein of 308 amino acids. Lineage: Eukaryota; Metazoa; Chordata; Aves; Phaethontiformes; Phaethontidae. The record is from RefSeq and is a predicted model, not a curated record. Gene Ontology annotation, cellular component: sodium:potassium-exchanging ATPase complex; nuclear inner membrane. The transcript has 7 exons. Gene Ontology annotation, biological process: potassium ion transport; sodium ion transport; regulation of DNA-templated transcription.